AUGGCGGGCCCCAAGUUUGGGUCGUUCAAGUCGGAGAACAAGGGGGACUCGGCCGCGUCGGCGGCCGGCGCCGCGGCGCAGAGGAGGGACCCGUACGAGGUGCUGGGGGUGGGGCGCAAUGCCACGGAGCAGGAGAUCAAGAGCGCCUUCCGCCGCAUGGCCCUCAAGUACCAUCCAGAUAAGAAUGCAGACGACCCGGUUGCCUCUGAGAAGUUCCAAGAAGCCACAUUCUCUUACAACAUCCUCUCAGAUCCUGAAAAAAGGCGGCAGUAUGAUUCCUCUGGAUUCGAGGCCAUCGAAGCAGAUAGUCAUGAAUUAGAGCUGGACCUAUCAAGUCUCAACACUGUAAAUACAAUGUUUGCUGCCCUGUUUAGCAAGCUAGGAGUACCAAUCAAAACCACAGUUUCGGCAACAGUUUUAGAGGAGGCAUUGAAUGGCUCGGUGGAGAUUGCUCAGCUUCAUCUGGGCAAAUCCGUAUGCAGGAAGGUGGAAAAACAAUCAGCUCAUUUUUAUUCAGUGGACAUAACGGAAGAAGAAGCCAAAUUGGGGUUAGUGUGUAGGGUUCGUUCAACUGCUAAAAGUAAAUUCAAGUUGCUUUAUUUUGAACCUGAAGAAAACGGUGGGUUAAGCCUUGCUUUACAGCUUUUUAUCUUCCCUAAAUCUCCGCUUCUUACUGAAAAGGGUGUGUCAAAUAGUCCAGAAGACAUUCUAAUCAUGGGUGUCGGUGCAUUAUUCCAUGAAGAUAGUGGAAAGACCGGGAAAGUUACUUCUGCUGGGAUGUUCUUUCUUGGCUUUCCUGUGUACCGUUUUGAACAUAAUAAUUCAGCUGCUGCUGCAAAAGAUCCCGAUAGUGCAUUCUUUAAGAGAUUGGAUGGUUUUCAACCAUGCGAAGUUAAUGAACUGAAAGAAGGGACCCAUUAUUUUGCUGUUUAUGGCUUAUAUAAAGCAUUUGGUCCAUUAGGUGAUAAUUUCUUCAAAAGUGCAACCUAUACCUUAGAGGUUGUAUGUGCUGAACCCUUUUCCACCGAAAAGGAGAAGCUACGAAGCGUGGAGGCAAAGAUACUUGCAAAACGGUCCGAGCUGUCUAAAUUUGAGUCAGAGUAUAGAGAGGUUUUAGCAAAGUUCACCGAAAUGACCAGCAGAUAUGCUCAAGAAAUGCAAACGAUCGAUGAGCUUCUCAACGAAAGGAAUGCCAUUCAUGCAUCCUACACCAACAGCCCAACUCUAAAGCGGAGUUCCAGUGACAGCAAAGGGAAAACAUCCUCUAAAGGGUCCAAAAGUGACGAUGACCAAAGUGUAAGAAAAGAGAAGAAAUCUAAGAGUCCGACGACGAUGGAGGCAUCAGUGAGCGAUGAAGAGGGCCCUAAUAAAAAAGAAAAGAAACCUAAAGAGCGUCUUCGCAGGAAGAGAUGGUUCAACAUCCAUCAUUUGAAAGUGGACAAAAGAAGACCCUGCUGA
This is a messenger RNA of Triticum turgidum subsp. durum (durum wheat), 1458 nucleotides long. Lineage: Eukaryota; Viridiplantae; Streptophyta; Magnoliopsida; Poales; Poaceae. The record is from the annotation of a GenBank genome assembly.